Protopterus annectens (West African lungfish) is the source of this 2522-nucleotide messenger RNA. It is a transcript of the gene ELOVL1, whose product is annotated as ELOVL fatty acid elongase 1. The transcript has 10 exons. NCBI's taxonomy places the organism in Eukaryota, Metazoa, Chordata, Ceratodontiformes, Protopteridae. Gene Ontology annotation, molecular function: fatty acid elongase activity. Gene Ontology annotation, cellular component: endoplasmic reticulum membrane; endoplasmic reticulum. The coding region runs from base 415 to 1329 and encodes 304 amino acids. Gene Ontology annotation, biological process: sphingolipid biosynthetic process; fatty acid elongation, monounsaturated fatty acid; fatty acid elongation, saturated fatty acid. The record is from RefSeq and is a predicted model, not a curated record.
GCUUACACCAAUAAGCUGACAAACAGAAAGCCCUCGAUCUAGCCCAGCCCUUCCUGGGGUGAUGCAGUUUUAGCAUCAGCUGACCAUGCAGGAAGAGGCUGGCACCAGAAGCAGAGCUGAGUUCUUGUACAAACUUUCUGAGCAGCUUUCAGCGUAGCCUUUCCUCCCCUGACCCUUCAGACACUAAACCAUCCACAGUAAACGACUGCCAGCAAUAUGUACUACUCAAAGACAAUAUCUACACCAACCCAUCAAACGCCUACAAAGAAGCUGAGACAUCAUAACUAGCUGACAGCAGUGCUGAGAGAGAGACUUGCAAGUCACACCAGCACUACCUCAAAGGCGAUCUCGUCUUCCUGGCCUCAGUGAAAAGCACAAUUCUCCAGCUCUGAAGGAAAGUGGAACUGCAAGAACAUGUUAAAAGAUUUUGUUGCGCAGGGUGUCCAGCUGUAUCAGGAUCUGUUGGAUAGAGCAGACCCCCGGACAUACAGUUACCCACUGAUGAAGUCCCCCUUCCCAAUGACUGCAAUUCUUUUGGGAUACGUCUAUUUUGUUCUCUCCCUGGGACCUCGGAUAAUGGCCAGUAGGAAGCCUUUUGACCUCAAGCCAGUUAUGGUGGUUUACAAUUUUGCGCUGGUUGCACUUUCCAUAUUCAUCGUAUAUGAGUUCCUUAUGGCAGGAUGGUUAACUGGUUAUACGUGGAGGUGUGAUCCUGUGGAUUAUUCUAACAGUCCUCAAGCCCUCCGGAUGGUUAGAGUUGGUUGGCUGUUCCUCUUCUCCAAGUUCAUUGAGCUAUUUGAUACGAUAUUUUUCGUCUUAAGGAAGAAGAACAGUCAGAUAACCUUUCUGCAUAUUUUUCAUCAUUCUGUUAUGCCCUGGACUUGGUGGUGGGGAGUGAAAUUUGGACCAGGUGGCAUGGGUUCCUUCCAUGCAAUGGUCAACUCCGUCAUCCAUGUCAUUAUGUACUUUUACUAUGGCCUGUCAGCUGCAGGACCAGCUUUCCAGAAGUAUCUGUGGUGGAAGAAGUACAUGACAGCAAUUCAACUGGUUCAGUUUGUGAUUGUCUCUCUCCAUGCCACCCAGUACUACUUCAUGAGCCACUGCGAUUACCAGUUUCCACUCUUCAUUCAUCUUGUCUGGAUGUAUGGCACAUUCUUCUUCAUCUUAUUUUCCAACUUCUGGUAUCAGGCCUAUACUAAAGGAAAACGGCUGCCCAAGGAUUGGAAGAAGGAAGGCAAAACAAUAUUGGAAAAUGGCAAACCUGUUGAGAAUGGUGUACUCCACCAUGAAAAUGGCGAUGCCAGAAAUGGCAAGCCAAAGUGGAACUAGAAGGCAGACCUAGCAAAAACUUCCCCCACUUAUUUCUCCAUUACACAACAGGUUCAAAGGCCAGUCAACAAGCUUAAUUUAGUAAACAUCUGGAUGCUACUGGAAACUCACCAGCAAUAAGAAGUGCCUGCAGACUAUGGAAAAAAAAAACACAAAAGUGUAAUGAAAUUUUAAUAAAUGAAAGUGAUCAGGCCAUGCCCAGCACCAUGUUUCAGUCCAGCACAGUGAUAUUGUUCUUUGGAAUCCGUUUAUAUCCAAACUUCUAUUUCAUCCAUUGGCCUGUAAACCUUGCUGGUGCAUUCUGGAAUUUGCAUCACUGUGGGCAUAUAGAUGGGGGAGGAGGAGUAGGAGAUAAAAGGGGUUUGGAAAGCUAAUCUGGGAGAUUGUACCAUUAAAGGAGCUCGAGGUAUUUUAUGGCUGCUCUAUAUGAUAGAAUUAAUUGACUACCUUGCAAUUGUACUUUGCAUGUGGGAAGUGUGUAAUGUUCAAGCAUGGUCAAAGCAGAAAAAAAAUGCUUUGCAGUUACAGCGGCUACUUGUGUAGCCUUGGUGUGUACAAAUCAAAUAACUGUUAUUUUAACAGUGGCAUCUUUAUUAGUAAACUAUACCCGCCCAAAAAACAGUAGCAAUAAAAGCUGUGGGUUGUUUGAUAGUAGGCCUUUUACUAUAUAUACAAAUGUUAAAUAAAUUAUGACUAGCUAAUAGACUCUCUCUUGUAGUGGUUUGUAUUAAGUUGCAGGAUUAAUAGCAGUAUUCGCAUUAAAGGGAUGUCAGUUGCAUUUAAUGAGUAGCCAAAGUCAUAAGAAUAUUGCAGAUGGCCAUGAGGUAUCAGUUAUGUGACCAGGAUAGCGAUGCAGCAUGUGUAAGUGCCAAGUCUGACAGUACUGAGAGUCUGGUAACAAACUGCUUUAGAGAAAACUUAUGAAAAAUGUUUCCUUUUUCCCCAUAUUCCUUCACAUUUUAUAGUCUAAAUGUUUUAGUGGUAAUUAUGAACACUUAAGUGUUUAGAAUGGGAACAGUUCUGUUAAAUGACCACAACUGAAAGAUUGUCCAUUUAUCACUUCACUGUUAUAAGCCAGCAAAUGUCUUAAAUUGGUAGCAUAACUUUCUAAGGGUUGUUUAAUUUAUAUGUUUUUGCCUUUGAAAUGUAACCCAUUUGGUGCUUUUUAAAACUUGAUUAUUAACACAACAGUA